Molecule: messenger RNA, 2375 nt
Organism: Paramecium sonneborni
Lineage: Eukaryota; Ciliophora; Oligohymenophorea; Peniculida; Parameciidae
Source: the annotation of a GenBank genome assembly
AUGUUUUCAGAAAUAAUACCUUCAUUAAUAGAUUAUUGUCAACAUUUGGAUCAUACAAUAAAGGAAUUGUAAUAAUAAAUUUUGUAGAUGGAAACAAUAACAAAUAAAACGAAUUCACACAAAAGACCAUUAGAGAUGAAAUAUUUAUAACAUAAAUCAUCACUUCCAUCUACACUUCCUGAUAUAAAUAAUGAUAUUGAUAAGAUUUUAUAAACAGCAGAAUAAUUUUUAUCUGAUCCUAACAAAACAUAGAUUGAACCUAAGAAAUAAGAAAAACAAGAUUUUGAAUAACCAAAAAGGAAAUUAGAAUAAUUAAAAUAAUCGAGUAGUAAAAAGUAAAUACUAUCACGUAAAGUAAGUUAAAAAAAAUUAUCUCCUUCAAAAGUAUCAAUGCAUAAACGAUCUGGAUCAUUAUAUAAAUAGGAAGUGACACCUAAAGUUACAUAAGUAUAACCAAAGUUUCCAAUAUAAUAAAGAGAAUCUACUAAAUCAUUUAAAGAUUAAAGUAGAUUGAUAAAAUAAUCUCCAGUUAAAUCAAUACAUGAAAAGAAUUCAAUUUUAAUUGAAGAUUAAAGUAAAGUUAAACCACCAAUACCUAUGGUUUAACCAGUUAGAAAAUAAGCAUCUUAACCAUAUUUAUAAUUAUAACCAAUUGCUUAAUAAUAAUAAUAAUAAUAAUCUUAAUAAUAAUAAUAAUCUUAAUAGUAAUAAUAAUAAUAAUAAUAAUAAUAAUAAUAAUAAUCAUAGUAAUUGAAUUAAUCAUAUUCAUAAUCAUAAACGAUAAAUAAAAUGGAGAAUACUUAAUAAUAAUAAUAGAAUGCAUUAAAAAAGCUUGAUUUUUAUGGAUAUAAAGAAUUGAGUAGAUUAAAAAGAAUGAAAGAUGCUGUUUUUGUUGAAUAUUAAUAAAGUUAUACAUAUUUUAGAGAGAAGGAAUAAAAAGCUAGAGCUAGAUUUUUAACUAAAUUUCAUUAACAUAUGAAUGAAAGAAAGAAAUUAUUAUAAUAAUCUGCUUAUGGAGAUAGAUAAACCUUUUUCUUUCUAAGUGAUUAAAUUCAUCCAUAAUUCUAUUCCUUUAUUGAAGAAUAAUUAACGAUUGGAUAGCCAAAGACACUACUGAUACUGAAAUAUUGUGAAUAAAUACAGAAGACUAUUGAUACAAUAGAAGUAUGUAUAUAUAUUUAAAUAUUUUAAGUUUGAUGAUGAAUUAUUAAAGAAUCUUAAGCGAGCAAAUAAGUCUAACAUUUCCAAAAUAUCACUUACAGAAUUAAUUGAAAUAUUUAAAUUAUGGAGUCAAGUCUAAAUCAUUAGAUAAAAUUAUUAAUAACUAACAUAAUUUAUAUAACCAAUUCCAGAACUAACAUAUGAUUUGAUUUAGUGGAUAUGUCUUAAACCUAAGAUUAUUAAAAAAGAAAAAACAUAAAUUUAAUUAAGCCAAAAAGUUAUUCGAUACAAUCAAUAUACCUCAUCUUAAGAAGAAGCACUUGAAACUAAUAAACUAAUUAUUAAAGAAGAGGUCUUUCGAUUUUUAUGGGAUAUUAUUUAAAAAUUAGUAUUCUCAUAAUAACAACUUGAAACAUCAAUGACUUUAUUCAAGUCCAUUCUCAAAUUCCUGACAAAAAAUAACUGUAGUGUAUAUGUGUAUAAGAAAUCAGAUUUAUUUAUAUGACAUUAAUAUAAAAUGCAUAAUUAAUUACUAACUAAUAGAUCAAAUAUCAAAUCAGAUCGUAUUUCUAAGAUCUUAUAAACAUAUUCUAUUGAAAAUCAUAAACAAAAUCAAAACAGUUUUAGAAUCCUUAGUUACAAAAUAAGAGGAAAGUACUUAUAUCAGAUAUAAAAAGAUAGAAAAUCAAAUUACAGAUCAUCAAACACCAAUUUAAGAUAAUAAUUAAAUAUAAAUCUCUAAAUUUAUUACUCAUCAUAAAUAAUCAUAAAUCUAAAUUAAUGUUAAAGAUUUACUGAUACAUAAAACUUAAAUACAAAAAUCAUAAUCUUAAAAAUCUAGAGAUUCUAAUCAAUAUUAAAAUGAAAUCAUUGAAAAAUUGAAGAAAACAUAAAAUCAAAUCUAUAAGAAUUACAUAUCCAAAAGAGAUACUAUUAUUGGAUCAAAAGCUUAUAGAAAUUAAAGUAAUUUCAGUCUCUACUUAGGGAAUUUCGAUAUCUGUAGCAAAUGUAAUGACAAAAGUACUCUAUCCUAAUAAGUCUUAUUCGAAACACUUAUAAAUAAGAGCAUUCAAAAAAAAUCACAGAUUCCCAAAAUUUAUACGUUCAGGAAGUCAAGGUAAUCUUCUUAAUAAUUCCAAAAUAUAAAACAAGAUUCCUGAUUCAAAACUUAAUAAAAUUUAAACCUAUCUUUAAUAAGCUAACACUCAUCGACC